Molecule: messenger RNA, 4725 nt
Organism: Elgaria multicarinata webbii
Lineage: Eukaryota; Metazoa; Chordata; Lepidosauria; Squamata; Anguidae
Gene: ITGB3
Product: integrin subunit beta 3
Exons: 15
Coding region: 145-2505 (786 amino acids)
Biological process (GO): cell adhesion mediated by integrin; cell-matrix adhesion; cell migration
Cellular component (GO): focal adhesion; integrin complex; cell surface
Molecular function (GO): fibrinogen binding; integrin binding; fibronectin binding
Source: RefSeq, a predicted model, not a curated record
CUCUUUCCUCCCAUCCCCUCCCCCCCGCCCGUCUGCACAGAUAGACUUUUUUAAACCUGCCAUUCGUAUAACUCAUCCGAUCCUCGGCGUGGACCCUUCGAAAACGGGCUGCUCCCACUGCAAACUUUGCUCCAGCUGAGCAACAUGGUCAAAUUUGUCUUCUUCACUCUCCAGCUCUUUAGCCUGAUUCUGUUCGCCGCCAGAACCUCGGGUGGUAAUAUCUGUGCUACACGAGGAGUGAACUCAUGCCAGCAAUGUUUGACUGUGAAUCCACGUUGUGCUUGGUGUUCCCAUGAGGUACAGUCACCAGGAUUCUCUCGCUGUGACCUGAAGGACAAUCUCCUUAAAAAUGGCUGUCCAAAUGACUUUAUUGAGUAUCCAGUUAGUGCCACCCAGAUCCUGGAGGCCAGGCCACUCAGUAACAAAGGUUCAGGAAAUGAAAUUACCCAAAUGACCCCACAAAAGAUUGAGCUCCACCUACGGCCAGAUGACUCCCAAACUUUCUCAGUACAAGUGCGCCAGGUAGAGGACUACCCUGUGGAUAUCUACUAUCUGAUGGACUUGUCUAAUUCCAUGAAGGAUGACCUCCGCAACAUCCAGAACCUAGGUACCAGGCUAGCCAUGGAAAUGCGUAGAGUGACCAGCAACCUGAGGAUUGGCUUCGGAGCCUUUGUGGACAAGCCGCUGUCCCCUUACAUGUACAUUUCCCCUCCAGAAGUCAUCAAAAAUCCAUGCCGGGCCUUGAAACCACCAGAUAACCACUGCCUGCCAAUGUUUGGAUACAAGCAUGUCCUGGAACUCACAGAUGAGGUGAAGCGUUUCAAUGAGGAGGUGAAGAAGCAGAGUGUGUCAAGGAACCGUGAUGCACCUGAAGGAGGCUUUGAUGCCAUCAUCCAAGCAGUUGUCUGUGAUGAAAAGAUUGGCUGGAGACCCGAUGCCUCCCACUUGCUGGUGUUCACUACAGAUGCCAAAACACACAUUGCUUUAGAUGGGAGAUUGGCAGGAAUCGUGACUCCGAAUGACGGACAAUGCCAUAUGGACAGCAGCAACUUCUAUGAUGCUUCUACCACACUGGAUUACCCAUCUCUUGGCCUGAUGACAGAUAAACUCUCCCAGAAAAACAUUAACCUGAUUUUUGCUGUGACUCAGAACAUUGUGGGUCUCUACCGGAACUACAGUGCGCUGCUCCCUGGCACUACUGUAGGGACCCUUUCAGAUAACUCUGGCAAUGUCUUGCAGCUCAUUUUGGAUUCUUAUGGGAAAAUCCGAUCCAAGGUCGAACUGGAAGUACGCAAUCUUCCAGAGGAAUUGUCCCUUUCAUUCAAUGCCACAUGCCUGGAUGGUGAAGUCAUUCCUGGAGUUAAGUCCUGUGUUGGCCUUAAGAUCGGGGACACGGUGAGUUUCAGCAUUGAGGCAAAGGUCCGUGGCUGCCCGCUGGAACGGCAGAAGUCUUUCACCAUCAAGCCAGUGGGCUUUGAAGACAGUCUGGCAGUACUGGUGAACUUUGACUGUGACUGCCUUUGCCAGCAGUAUGCCCAGCCAGACAGCAUCAAGUGCAAUCAUGGCAAUGGAACCUUUGAAUGUGGCAUGUGCCGCUGCCACCCAGGCCGGCUGGGCUCGCUCUGCGAGUGCUCUGAGGAGGAGUAUGGUCCCUCCCAGCAGGAUAACUGCAGUCCCCAGCAGGGGCAACCUCUUUGCAACCAGCGGGGUGAGUGCAUCUGCGGCCAGUGCGUUUGCUACAGCAGUGAUUUUGGCAAGAUCUCCGGCAAGUACUGUGAAUGUGAUGACUUCUCCUGUGUCCGCUUCAAAGGAAAACUCUGCUCUGGGCACGGGAAAUGUGUCUGUGGCGACUGUGCCUGCGACCCUGACUGGACAGGGGCCUACUGCAAUUGCACCACCCGGACUGAUACCUGCAUGUCUAGCAAUGGGCUGGUGUGCAGUGGGCAAGGGUACUGCAGCUGUGGGAAAUGCAUCUGCACCCAGCCUGGCUCCUACGGAAGCACCUGCGAGAAGUGCCCAACUUGCCCUGAUGCCUGCACCAUCAAGAAGGAGUGUGUGGAAUGUAAGAAGUUUGAGAGGGGGAUCCUGAUGGAGCAAGAUACCUGCAAGCGCAUCUGCCGGGAUGAGAUUGAGUUGGUGCAGGAGCUUGGAGACAAGGGGAAAGAUGCUGUGAAUUGUACCUACAAGGAUGAAGAUGACUGUGUGGUACGUUUCCAGUACUAUGAGGAUUCCAGUGGCAAGUCCAUCCUCUAUGUCAUUGAGGAACCAGAUUGUCCAAAGGGGCCUGAUAUCCUGGUAGCUCUCCUUUCAGUGACUGGAGCCGUCUUGCUUGUUGGCUUGGCCGCCCUGCUCAUCUGGAAACUGCUUAUUACCAUCCAUGAUCGGCGGGAGUUUGCCAAAUUUGAAGAAGAGCGGGCCAGGGCCCGAUGGGAUACGGCGAACAAUCCAUUGUACAGGGGAGCCACCUCCACUUUCACCAACAUCACGUACCGUGGGAAUUCGUGAAGGCAGACAGGGCCUUGCAGGACCUUCUUUAUUCAUGUUUACAGUGUGUUGGCAUGUUUGUUGUGUGUCUGUGAUAUUUUAACAGCUGUUGCCCUAGUUGUUCAAGGGCCUUUGCUCUUCAUUCUUCCAAUGUCAUGUAAGAAUGUUUGCAUUAUGAUUCUUCUUCCACGAUUCUCUGUUUACCUCAGCUCACCCAGAACUGUGGGCUGGACCCAUAAAUUGAAGGACAAAGGAGGACUUAUUGUUCAGUAGGAACAGCACUGUAUAAAUCCCUAGGGGUCACAGGUCACACAGAAUAAAAUUAAACGGCAGGGAUGUUAAGGUAUAUAAUCUAACUUGGACGGGUUCUCAUAAUGAAAGGUGGAAUUGAGGGGUUCAGAAACAAAGUUCUCCAAUUCAGAAUACCUGUGCCCACUCCAUGCUCAGCUCAGCCUCCCUAUCAGGGCAGGCUUGAGAUGGCUCGUCCAGUGAUAUCAAUGUAUUCUUGCUGCUGCCAGUUUUCCAUCCAGAGUGUUUUAGCCAUUGGAAAGACUUGUUGCAGGGCCUGCUUGUCAGCAUUCCUAGUGCAAGGAUCCAUGGGAAAUCUAUUUCCCAUAGAUCCUGACUCCUAGUAGAGAUGGAAAAGUUUUGGGAAAGGAGAUGAUGGACCUGAACUUCAAAAUGGGCUCAGAAUUUUUUUUAAAAGUAUUUUCUGGGGGCUUGGAAGAAUAUAUUUCCAGAAUCCAUUUUAGGCUGAGCUAAUUUUUACUGUACUAUGACAGAGUAUUAUAUACUAUUUUUAGAAUAUACCUCUUGUUAUUUUUAUGUCCAGAGUGGGAGAUCAUAGUUGUCUGGUAUUUAAUUUCUAGGAAGAGAUGUUUGUGUGUUCAAGCUUGCUUGAACAUUCAGUGACCUUAAUCAUUCAUACGUAUCUAAGAGCUGUUUGGUGAAGGAGGAAAAGACACGCGCUUGAAGGUCCUCCCUUUUGCAUUAUGACUUCACAUGGUCCACAGUGGAACCCCUGGUUUAAAUUACGCCAUCAUGCGACAUCCCACACUUUCAGUGCAUGCGUCAUACCUACUUGAUUAUGUUGGGGUGGGUUUGGGGAAGAAGCCAUAGUUCGGUGGUAGAGUACAUGCUUUGCUUACAAAAGGUCCCAAGUUUAAUCCCCAUUACUGGUUUAAAGGAUGUAAAGUAAACCAGGAAACUCCUCAUCAAGAUGUACUCAUUCGAGUCUCUCUGUGGAUAGGUUCUCCUCACUCUUGUUUUUCACUCAGGGAACUACAAAUUCACCUUAAAAAGAUGACACUUAAGUGUCCUACAUAACCAAAAAUCUGCCUCCAAAUUUGUCCUCCAGUUUGUUGAAGGGGGAGAGGCCAUGCUGAAGCAAUGCAGCCAAUGUACCCUGCUUCUCUGUGCCUUUGUUACCCAAUAUGUAUAAUACGGGUAGAAAGACUCCCCCACUCUCCUUGGGCUGGGAAGAAUUAGGUAUUUUCACUGCUGCCUGUCCACACAGGAAAGAUCCUCUUGUAGCUGCCCAGCCUCUAGAGACCCACAGCCAUUUCUAGACAUGGGAACAGCAGCAGGCAUCUGCCCCCUUCCUUUACCGAUUCCCAGCCUGCCACUCAUGCCAGCGCUUCCAUUGCCCAACUGCAGCCUUCCCCAUCUGGGUGCCUUCCAGCUGGCUCCAACUCCCAUCAACCCAACCAGCGUAAGAGUAUUCCCUGGAGGGCAUCUGGUAAGGGAAGGUUACAAAUGCUUGUCACAUGUACACAGGAUCAGGAUCCACCCCCAUCACAUUUCUACCACAAAUAUUUGCCUCUGGAAUUAAGAAAAUGAGAUGGUGCUGCAGUCAAUACAAUCUACAAUCUACUGAGAGUGACUGAACACAGGUUCACUGUUAGAAGAAGUUGGGUUCCUUUUUAAGGGAUUUUCUAACCACAGUUCACACAGUACCAAGUUGCCCCUUCUAUAUUCACCCUGGAGAUUAUUCCCCAGGAUUUCUCAGCCCUUCUCCCACUCCCAAUUCUAUGUGCAUUGGUGCCAACUGGUGUGAAUUUGUAGAUGGAAUGGAGCCAGGAAAUGGGGAGACACCCUUCUGUAGCUAGGGGUAUAUUGAGAUGGGGUGGGCAGGGCUGUCCUGUGUAAAUUUGGUCAAACAAACAAGUCCUUUGUGGCAAUGAUGUGGUGAAGUCAUGUCUGUAGCACACGCAAAUAAAAUCAAAUUGUCUUGGACCACUA